This is a messenger RNA of Alternaria arbusti, 1764 nucleotides long. RefSeq lists its product as uncharacterized. The transcript is spliced from 3 exons. The coding region runs from base 1 to 1764 and encodes 587 amino acids. Gene Ontology annotation, biological process: amino acid transmembrane export from vacuole. The record is from RefSeq and is a predicted model, not a curated record. NCBI's taxonomy places the organism in Eukaryota, Fungi, Ascomycota, Dothideomycetes, Pleosporales, Pleosporaceae.
AUGUCUUUUAAUGACGAUCUCGACGAUGACGACACGCUCGUAUCCAGCCCGCGCAUCAAAUACGAAGGCGAAGACACGAGCCCUACUACCGAUCGCGAAUUGAAGGCUUGGUAUGCGUACCCAAUCGCAGCCGAAGUCUUCGCUGUAGUCGCAGUCGGCGCAUUCCUCCCAGUAAUCCUCGAGCAACUCGCACGAGAAAAUGGCGUCUUCUUCUCCGAUCACUCGAAACCGUGUGUCGACCAUACCGCAUCCGGAAAACUCCGGAUACGCGACGAUGCAGACAAGAAAGUCGGAGACUCUGAGCAAUGUAUGGUGAGGUACCUGGGGAGGGACAUGUCGACGAGUAGUUUCGCCAUGUACACGUUCUCUACGGCAGUAUUACUUCAAGCAGUGGUCUUGAUAUGUUUCAGUUCCUUCGCCGAUCAUGGCCCAUAUCGCAAGAAGAUGCUCAUGUUCACAUCAUACAUGGGCUCACUAGCCAGCUGUCUUUUCAUCUUCAUCUCACCAUCAUUAUACUACCUCGCUCCUAUUCUAGUCAUCGUCGGAGUUUCGAGUCUAGGCUGUUCAUUCGUCUUGCUAAACGCAUUCUUACCACUGCUCGUCGCCAAUCAUCCAGAUAACAAUACGCUUGGGAAAUCGUCAUCUUCCGACUCCGCCUCGGAUGUCGAGCUGGAGUCCUUGAACCCGACCAAUGGACCAUCUUCUACCCAUGCUCGUUUUGACCCUGAUCGAUUGAAGCGGGAUCUAGAAAGAAGCGCGCAGAUCUCUAGUAAAGGCGUGGGAUAUGGUUACAUGUCCGCCGUCUUCGUCCAGAUCUUGAGCAUCCUAAUCAUAGUGCUCUUCAACAAAACGGCUCUGUCGAAAACGUCGCCCAGUCUCUCGAUCCGCAUGAUUCUGCUAAUGGUCGGUCUAUGGUGGGCUAUAUUCUCCAUCCCAACACUAUUAUGGCUACGUCCAAGACCAGGUCCACCACUACCCACACAGACUACGCAGAGCUUUGCCGGAGGAAAGUCAUCGUCAAGGAUAAGAACGUUUUUGUUCUACACAUCCUUCUCCUUGCGCAGCUUCUACGGCACACUUCGGAGAGCCAUAAAGCUACGCCAGACGCUACUUUUCCUGAUAUCGUGGUUCCUGCUGUCGGAUGCAGUGGCGACCAUCUCUGGAACGGCGGUCCUCUUCGCACGCACCGAGUUGCACAUGGGUACCAUUGCCAUCGCGCUACUGUCCAUCACAUCUAUCGGAUCUGGUAUCGUAGGCGCGUUUGCAUGGCCGCAUGUGCAACGGCGCUUUGCACUACAGCCAAAGACCGUACUACUGUGUUGUGUAGCGGGCAUGGAGAUCAUCCCUCUCUAUGGCUUACUCGGAUACAUACCCAUGUUCAAGAGCUUGGGGUUCAUCGGUCUGCAGAAAGCAUGGGAGAUCUACCCCAUUGCAGUCAUUCAUGGGAUAGUCAUGGGUGGUAUAUCUUCUUAUGCGCGGUCCGUCUACGCGCCUUUGAUACCUGAGGGCAGUGAAGCAGCGUUCUUCGCGCUGUAUGCUGUUACAGAUAAAGGUAGCAGUGCAUUCGGCCCAGCUCUUGUCGGGUUCAUCGUUGACCAGGCGGCCACGAUACGCCCGGCGUUCAUCUUCCUGGCGGUCCUGGUGGUGUUGCCGGCACCGUUACUGUGGCGGUUGGAUGUGGAAAAGGGGAGAGAAGAUGCGCGCGCGAUGGCAGACGGAGAUGCCCAGGGACGGGGAACGUACGAGAGGGUUCGUGAAGAGUAA